Anopheles nili is the source of this 1705-nucleotide messenger RNA. Its product is annotated as fumarate hydratase, mitochondrial-like. NCBI's taxonomy places the organism in Eukaryota, Metazoa, Arthropoda, Insecta, Diptera, Culicidae. Bases 32 to 1543 code for a protein of 503 amino acids. The record is from RefSeq and is a predicted model, not a curated record. The transcript is spliced from 3 exons. Gene Ontology annotation, molecular function: fumarate hydratase activity. Gene Ontology annotation, biological process: malate metabolic process; fumarate metabolic process; tricarboxylic acid cycle. Gene Ontology annotation, cellular component: mitochondrion; tricarboxylic acid cycle heteromeric enzyme complex.
CGGAAAAGCUGCCGGGUAACUCGCCACCGAAAUGUUCCAUGUAUCGCGUCUCGUUGUCCGUGGCCAGGCUCACGUAAAAACUUGUGCACGAUUGGCUGCUCUCCAGUCCAGCCGCCAUAUCACCACCAGCCGCGCGGCAAGCAAAGAUGUUGGUUUUCGCACUGAAUCUGACACGUUUGGCGAGCUGAAGGUUCCGAACGACAAAUACUAUGGUGCCCAGACUGUACGUUCGACGAUGAACUUCCCAAUCGGUGGCCCGACGGAACGUAUGCCACAGCCAGUCAUUACCGCUAUGGGCAUCCUAAAGAAAUCCGCCGCGCUGGUUAACAAGGAGUACGGUCUGGAUCCCAAGAUCGCCGAUGCCAUUUCGCAGGCCGCGGAUGAUGUCAUCUCGGGCAAGUUAUAUGAUGACCACUUCCCGCUCGUCAUCUGGCAGACAGGCUCUGGUACUCAGACGAACAUGAACGUGAACGAGGUGAUCAGCAAUCGAGCCAUCGAGAUCCUUGGUGGCCAGCUUGGCUCGAAGACACCCGUCCAUCCGAACGAUCACGUUAACAAAUCGCAAUCGUCCAACGAUACGUUCCCUACGGCGAUUCACGUGUCGGUUGCCCGAGAGCUGACGGGAAAUCUACGUCCUGCUAUUCAAACCCUGCACGACGCUUUGAAAGCAAAAUCGGAAGAGUUUAAGGAUAUCAUCAAAAUUGGCCGUACUCACACACAAGAUGCGGUUCCACUGACACUCGGCCAGGAGUUCAGCGGCUAUGUGCAACAGAUGGCCUUUGCAUUGGAUCGUAUCGAGGCUGUGCUGCCUCGUGUGUAUAUGUUGGCUAUCGGUGGAACCGCCGUCGGCACGGGACUGAAUACGCGAGUUGGGUUCGCUGAAAAGGUGGCUGCAAAGAUCGGAGAGUUGACUGGAUUGCCGUUCGUUUCGGCACCAAACAAAUUCGAAGCCCUGGCAGCACGUGAUGCCAUGGUGGAAGUAUCCGGUUGCCUCAAUACGAUUGCAGUUAGCUGCAUGAAAAUUGCAAAUGACAUUCGUUUUCUUGGAUCGGGCCCAAGAUGUGGAUUGGGUGAGUUGAGCUUGCCAGAAAACGAACCGGGAAGCUCGAUCAUGCCCGGAAAGGUUAACCCAACACAGUGUGAAGCCAUGACCAUGGUGUGCGCUCAGGUGAUGGGAAAUAAUGUGGCCGUUACCGUUGGUGGAUCCAAUGGUCACUUCGAGCUGAACGUGUUCAAACCUUUGGUUGUCUCGAAUGUUCUUCGAUCCAUCCGGUUGCUAUCGGACAGCGCUCGUACUUUCACCAAGAAUUGUGUGGUUGGUAUCGAGGCAAAUCGUGCCAACAUUGAUAAAAUCAUGAACGAAUCGCUGAUGUUGGUCACUGCCCUAAACCCGCACAUCGGCUACGAUAAGGCUGCCAAGAUUGCUAAAACGGCGCACAAGGAGGGCACAACCCUCAAGCAGGCCGCUCUCAAGCUAGGAUAUCUGAACGAACAGCAGUUUGCCGAAUGGGUCCGACCGGAGAACAUGCUCGGCCCGAAGUAAAUCGACCCAAUGAACCUGUUCCAGUGUGCAGCGAGUGUUCGUAAGCUGGAUGGAUUGAACGAGUAGAUGAUUGCAUUAUUUAUUUACAACAUGGUAAAAAGUAUUCGUGGAAUCAGAAAAAAAGGAAUAUAUAAUAUGCCAUGGUGAAGUCGUGAAGUGUGA